CAGGGUUAUUAUUUUGUUAUUCUUCCCAGCCCCUUUGUGGACGUGUGCGCUUCUGCUGAGCCGCCAGAGGGAGGUGUGAUCCGCACAACAAGCAGGGACGGGAGGAAGAGACGCGGGCUCAUACACACAGGAUAAGCAGCAGCACAUCUAGCCUGCAUAAUAUACAUAAACCAGCCUGGGCGCCAGUGUCAGGAGAUAGCACAGCUUGCGGAGGGCAGUCCCUGUAGCCCUGCGGACCCCAUGAGCAGGGUGGGUGCGAAGACACGCAGCAGCAGCAGCCGCCUGUUUGCGGAAUACGCAGUCCCCGGGUCUUCCUUUGUCGUGCGCUAUAUUGUAUAACUUUGUAACAAGACCCAGCAGCAGUUGCCUCUGUCCUGUAUGUGCUGCGCUGCUGGCUCUGUGGCACCAUUCAUGUGGCAGGGCAAUCCCAGUGCCACUGAAGGCAGAAGAGUCUAAUUACAGCGGAAUAAUAAUAAAAGUGAUCGGGGCGGGCGGCCGGUGACCCUGCUGCGUGCGGGGAGGUGGAGAGGAGGCGGAGGAGGAGUAGAGGGGGUGAGCCGGGAGGAGGAGGGCAGCCCAGGCAGCAUCCUCCCCAGCAGCGGCAGCAGCAGCACUAGGAGCAGGCUCAGGUUAGGAGCUGUCCUGCGACUUCGCACCUUGGGCACCCGCCGCUGUCGCUUUUCCUGUCUGUCCCUGCGCUGCUGCGCUACCCCUGGAACCCCGACCCUGCACCACCCACGGAGGAAACCUAAGGGAGGAGGAGGCGGCGGCAUGGCUUCUACUACCACCUGCACCAGGUUCACCGAUGAGUACCAGCUCUUCGAGGAGCUCGGAAAGGGAGCCUUCUCUGUGGUGAGAAGAUGCAUGAAAAUUACCUCAGGACAGGAGUACGCAGCAAAAAUUAUCAACACCAAAAAACUUUCCGCAAGAGAUCACCAGAAAUUGGAACGUGAGGCAAGAAUUUGUCGCCUACUGAAGCAUCCUAAUAUUGUUCGUCUUCAUGAGAGCAUAUCAGAAGAAGGGUUCCAUUACUUAGUUUUUGACUUAGUUACUGGUGGAGAACUAUUUGAAGAUAUAGUAGCAAGAGAAUAUUACAGUGAAGCAGAUGCCAGUCAUUGCAUUCAGCAGAUCCUGGAGGCUGUGCUACACUGCCAUCAGAUGGGCGUAGUCCAUCGAGAUUUAAAGCCUGAAAAUUUGCUCUUAGCUAGCAAAUCAAAAGGUGCAGCAGUAAAGCUUGCAGAUUUUGGCCUAGCUAUUGAAGUUCAAGGAGACCAACAAGCAUGGUUCGGUUUUGCAGGGACCCCAGGGUACCUCUCUCCAGAAGUAUUACGAAAGGACCCCUAUGGCAAACCUGUGGAUAUGUGGGCAUGUGGAGUCAUUCUUUACAUUCUUCUGGUGGGUUACCCCCCUUUCUGGGAUGAAGACCAACACAGACUCUACCAGCAGAUAAAGGCUGGUGCUUAUGAUUUUCCAUCGCCAGAGUGGGAUACAGUGACUCCUGAAGCCAAAGACCUGAUUAAUAAAAUGCUUACGAUCAAUCCAGCCAAACGAAUCACUGCAUCAGAAGCACUCAAACAUCCAUGGAUCUGUCAACGCUCCACUGUUGCUUCCAUGAUGCACAGACAGGAAACUGUAGACUGUUUGAAGAAGUUUAAUGCAAGGAGGAAGUUGAAGGGAGCUAUACUUACAACCAUGCUGGCGACUAGAAAUUUCUCAGCAGCAAGAAGUUUACUGAAGAAGCCAGAUGGAGUCAAGAAAAGGAAGUCAAGUUCAUGUGUUCAGACGACGAUAAACAACAAAACCAACGUAAUAACAAGCCCAAAAGAUCCCACCCCACCUCUGGAGCCCCAAACUACCGUAAUCCACAACCCUGCUGAUGGAAAUAAGGAGUCGACAGAAAGCACAAAUACCACCAUUGAAGAUGAAGAUGUGAAAGCAACAAAGUGCACAGAAAACACAAACUCAAAGAGUCACUCGAAUGAAUCAGAGCAUUCUCAGUCAUAUGCUUCAGUUGUGCAGUCCCGAAAGCAGGAAAUCAUCAAAGUCACAGAACAGUUAAUUGAAGCAAUUAAUAAUGGAGACUUUGAAGCAUAUACAAAGAUUUGUGACCCUGGCCUUACUUCAUUUGAACCAGAAGCUCUGGGAAAUCUUGUGGAAGGAAUGGAUUUCCAUCGCUUUUACUUUGAAAAUGCUUUGUCAAAGGGUAACAAGCCAAUCCACACUAUCAUCCUGAAUCCCCACGUCCACUUGAUUGGAGAAGAUGCUGCCUGCAUUGCCUACAUCCGUCUCACUCAGUACAUGGAUAGCACAGGAUUGCCAAAGACCAUGCAGUCUGAAGAGACUCGUGUGUGGCACCGCCGUGAUGGAAAAUGGCAAAAUGUACAUUUUCACCGAUCUGGGUCCCCAACAAUACCCAACUAACUCUAUGCCUUGCAAGCCUUUUACUCUAAACACUCAAGACAACUGGAUGGUAUCUCUUACACAAACUGCAUCCCUCCUUUGUGUCCUAAUCACAAGUGUUUAUUUGAGCACAGAAUGUCUUCAUGUGUAAAGCUUUUGUGCGUUGUAUUUUCAUAUUGUCAUCCAUCUCUGCCGCAGCUUAUCAAGAUCCCACCAGAGGAUGAUUUUCACUUACACUGAAGACGACAUUGGUUCUUUCUUUAUUAUUCUAUUUUGAUAAGUCUGAUUUUGCCAGGUCUCAGACUAUGGUAAUUAAAAUGUAAACGUUUAUAUUUGUUUUGUUUGUUCAGCCUGGUUUAUAAGUAGUAAACUAAGUGUAAAGAUAUAUUUAAGGAGUAGUUCCUUCUUAUGUUGUACCUUAUUACUACAAAUUCUUUGCUCAAUUCCAUUUAAAUUCAAAGUACUUUAUUUGCAAAUACAGAAAUUGCUUGAAUACUUUUAUUUCAUAUGUAACUACUGUAUUAUCUUUAAAAACAACAAGAAACAAAUUUAUAGUUUUAGAUUUACCAAGAAUAUAUGUCAAAUUAUUACAAAGUAUAUAGUGAAUUAUGAAUGGGUGAUAGCUGGUUUUUGACAAAAAAUGAAAAGGGAAAUUUUACAAUAGGGGUAAUUUUAGUCCUUUCACAAAAUCUGUAUUUUUGUGUUUUAGACGAUAAGACUUAGAUAUUGUGUAUUGUAUGUGGUAAGUGUGGAUUUAAUGGUUUGGGUAAAAAAAGUAACUACCAAUGUGUGAAGAUGAAAAAACUCUUAAUUGUUAUUAUUCUCCAGCCUUUCUGCUGAUGUUGCAAUGUUUAGUCACAAUGCAUAAUAUAUUUGCUUACAGUAAUAACUUCAUUUUGAAUGAUCUGCUACAGAUAUUUUUUUUUGUAUAGCUGUAUAAAUAAAAAUAACUAUUCAUACAGCCACAUACUUGUGUAAUUCAUCCUACCACUUUAAUUGUACAGUUCAACCUCUCUGUGGGCUGUUUACUUCAAUGCUAAGUGUGCAUGAUGGUACGAAAUUACUGUUUUUUCUUGGUCCUCCAUAUCCCGAUAAGUAUUUUUGAAUUUGUAUCAUUACACUUUUGUGAAUAUCAAAGCAAUUCUUUACUAUUCUUCAUGUUAUAGAGUAGUGGUUGUAAGUGGAGUAAUCCUAGUAUACUACUAAACAAUUUAUUUUCUACAAUAUGUAAACAAAUAAAAUGUGUUUGAGCCAUUUUAACCUGCCAAUGAAAUCCUGUGAAAUAUUUUAUUUUUUUUGCUGCUCUUCUUUAUUCUAGAAGUGGUUUUAUUGUUUGUAUCUAGGUACAGUGUAAUGAUGUAAAGUUCUGAUUUGCUUUAUAUUUUUUCCUUUUAUAUAUAGCAUGGAAUGCUGACAUAGUACUGUAAACCAAAUCUGUCUUCCACACAAUCAUGUGAGAAAAGCAUUAAUAAACUGCACUAUGGUGGUUUCAUUUUAUCAUCUUUUGAAAUGUUGCAAUAUACCUAUAGACACCAUGUAUAUAUUUCUUGCCAUAAAAUAAUUGAUAUAAUUACAAAAAAAAAAAUUCUAAUAAAAUUGUGUUUUUUUGUUGCA
This is a messenger RNA of Pseudophryne corroboree (corroboree frog), 4014 nucleotides long. It is a transcript of the gene CAMK2D, whose product is annotated as calcium/calmodulin dependent protein kinase II delta. Gene Ontology annotation, molecular function: calmodulin binding; calcium/calmodulin-dependent protein kinase activity; ATP binding. The record is from RefSeq and is a predicted model, not a curated record. Lineage: Eukaryota; Metazoa; Chordata; Amphibia; Anura; Myobatrachidae. The transcript is spliced from 22 exons. Gene Ontology annotation, biological process: protein phosphorylation. Bases 772 to 2421 code for a protein of 549 amino acids.